This is a messenger RNA of Drosophila grimshawi, 1467 nucleotides long. It is a transcript of the gene Rab21, whose product is annotated as ras-related protein Rab-21. Gene Ontology annotation, biological process: Rab protein signal transduction. Gene Ontology annotation, molecular function: GTP binding; GTPase activity. The transcript has 2 exons. Lineage: Eukaryota; Metazoa; Arthropoda; Insecta; Diptera; Drosophilidae. The record is from RefSeq and is a predicted model, not a curated record. Bases 143 to 832 code for a protein of 229 amino acids.
CGUCGAUAAGAUUGCUACACUUCUGGAUUGACAAAACUCCAGAAAAUUAGAUGAAAAUUAAAUCAAUUACAAAUUUUUAAGUGUAUCAAAUUGAAUCGAUGUUUGGGUGUCGCUACUUAAAUUGCAAUCGAGUGGAAGCACAAUGAGCUCGCGCGGAACGAGCGCCGGACCCACGCUCAAUUUUAAAGCAGUGCUGCUGGGCGAAGGUUGUGUGGGCAAAACUUCGCUGGUGCUGCGCUACAUAGAAGAUAAGUUCAACACACAUCACUUAAGUACGUUGCAGGCGUCUUUCGUGACCAAAAAGGUGACGCUGCCUGAUGAGCGACGUGCACUGCUCAACAUUUGGGAUACGGCCGGGCAGGAGCGCUUUCAUGCACUGGGCCCCAUCUACUAUCGGGGAUCGGAUGGGGCACUGCUGGUCUACGACAUCACCGAUCAGGACUCAUUUCAAAAGGUCAAGUCGUGGGUGCGCGAACUUAAGCAGAUGCGUGGCAGCGAAAUUGCGCUGGUCAUCGUGGGCAACAAGACUGAUCUUGAGGAGCAGCGUGCCAUUAGCUAUGAGACGGCACUGCUCUAUGCGCAGACAGUGGGCGCACAGUACGUGGAGACAUCCGCCAAGGAAAAUGAGGGAGUCCAUGACCUCUUCGAGCUGCUUACCCAACUAAUGGUGGAGCACCAUGGAAGCAAACAGCAGAACGAUACCAAUGCACUGCGCCUGCAGAACACCGGACUAGCGCCAAAUGCCGGCGCCAUCAGCAUCUCGGACGACACUGAUGCGGAUCAGGAGAGUGGCUCUGCUUCCUCACCAAAUCGCUCCUGCUGUGGCAUCUAGGCUGCUAGGCAGUCGUCUAUUGUGAUAAUACAUAUGUACUAGUAGAUCUAUAAUCGAUGUGUAUUUGUAUAUAAUACGUAAAUUUAUGUAUCCCCCAUACCAUGUCGUACUAAUCUGCAGGCAUGCGUAUGCGAUUCAGUUACCAGUUAAACCGUUUUGCAUUGCUAACCCCAUUCCCCCCCCCCCCCCCUCCCCUCACAAGAGCGUUCUAGUAUUUUAUUUGUAUCCACAUUUUGGUUUUGUUCACUCUUGUGCAACUUUUCGAGUCACUCUUGUUUGUUUACCCUUUUUUGGCAAUCGUUAAUUAAAGUUUUUGUAUACGUCAGUCUAAUCACCUGUGAGUUUUGUGACUAUCUUAAGACCGCACGCACAUUAAUUCUGCAUGUAUCAAUGCGGACGGGGCGGGACUUAUGUGGAACGAUAAGCGAGGUGAAUAGGUCUCUAUCGCACGCAAUUACAAUGAAAUUAUGAUAAAUGUUAAUGCUUAGACGAUUUGUCACAAAGCACCGCAAAGUCUAAACAGUGUAGGCAAAUUUAGUUUCAGUGAUAUUAACUUGUUAUUCCUCUUAUUGUACCAAUAUUAUAAGUGUGGGUUCUCUUAUACGAACAUUAAACUAAUGAGUAUAUAAAUAACA